AUGCAUACACCGGGCAUAAAUUUUUAAUGCAGUCAGUCUUUCGCUUGCAACCGUCCGCUUAGAGUACUUGAGCGCACCAUGAUAAUUUCACACUUAACACGCGUUGGCAUGGUCACGCUUAUCGCCUUGGUAUUGCGACAGUAUUACUGUCACUGUCAGACGGGCCUAGAAGCGCAGAGUUUUAGCAGCGCUGACUGCAGCUUGAUCACAAUGAAAAGCUCGUGCAAUUGCACAUAUGACGUAGGGUAUGAAUCCGCGAAAAUUGAUUGCCGCAGCGCGGAUGAGCGCACUGAUAUACGGAUAUCUAUUUAUGAAAAAAGUGCUGUGGACAUAACCUGCAGAUACACAGGCGCUUCUUACGUUGUCAUUGCUGAGGAAUUACUAGCGCGUUUGCCGCGCUUAGGCAGCAUACGCAAAGCCGAUUUCUUGGGCAUACAUGAGUGCAUGCCAUUCACGGCGAUACUAGCGCGUAUGGCGUUAACGCAAAGUGAAAUACUACAUAUUGAUGGUCUCAGCAAAUUAACGCGAUUAACAGCGCAGAGCUUUGGACACAACACGAGCUAUUUGCACAGCGUUGUCGAUUUGGAGCUAUCGGUACAACCUGCUAUAGCGCAAGCAGCGCAGCGCUUAAAUGCUGACCUAUUCACUGUCUUUCCAAAUUUGCGUACACUAAAAAUCGACUUAAACGUCACAAAAUUAGACGCAGGCAUAUUUACGCCGCUCGCCGCUACGCUCAAUGAUUUUACGUUCUAUGGCAGAUUACGUGAGUUUCCUAGCGCCGCUUUGUCACCGCUGCGCCAGCUGAGUAUGUUGUUUUUGAUGCGCCAUCAAUUUGGUGAUCGUUUACGUGAAGAUGAUUUAGCGUCGCUCAGUUUAUUGGAACAACUUACGUUGAACAGCUGUAACAUAACCAAGUUACCAGCGCGUAUUUUUGCAUCAUUGCCCGCGCUUAGACAACUCAAAUUGAACAGAAAUGAGCUACGCGUGUUGCCGCCUUCGCUAUUUGUGGCACAAAUGCACCUACAAAGCUUAGAUUUGGGCGAUAAUCAAUUAGAGACGCUGUCGCGCACACUCUUUCACCACGCCACCAAACUAACAAGCUUAGCUUUAUAUCACAAUCGUUUGACUAUGUUGAGCGCGCAAAUGUUGCCGCCACUAAACGCGCUCGUAGGACUAAGGCUGGACAAUAACUUACUACAUACAAUCGCAGCUGACAGUUUUGCGGACGCUAAGCAAUUGCAGUUUUUGGAACUCCACAACAAUCGGUUGAAUUGGUCUAGCGCUGAGUCGUGUGAUCUGCUCGCUGGCAUGUCUAGCCUAAUGGCACUCGGUUUACAAAAUAAUACGUUGCAACAUUUAUGUGACCAGUCAAUUGCGCCCAAUUAUACGACCAGCAAACUGUAUACGCUCGAUUUACGUUACAAUAAAUUCACACAUUUGAGCGCGUCGCUGCUGCGCACGCUAAAUAGCAGCAAGUUGCCGAAACAAUUGUAUCUGUCACAUAAUCCCUGGAUGUGCGACUGUGGUGCGCAAACAUUUCACAAUUUCGUCAAGUCUAAUCGUGAGCGAAUGCCUGAUAUAUUGGAGUUGCGUUGCGCCGAUACGCAGCUGGCGCCGCUGAUUGAGUUAUCCUACAACGAUAUUUGCCUGCCUGACUUGGGCGUAAAUGCAAGAUUUGUGUUGGGUUUGAUAAGCCUGUCGGCGCUCAGCUUAAUGCUUAUCAUCACGGCGCUCUGCUAUUACAAAUAUAAGCUGCAGCUACAAGUGUGGCUCUACGCGCAUCAGCUGUGCCUUUGCUGCAUCAGUGAAGCGGAGUUGGAUCGUGAGCGUAAGUAUGACGCGUUCAUCUCAUAUGCGCAUCAGGAUGAGCAUUUUGUCGAACACGAACUGCUGCCGGGCCUGGAGCAGGGCACGCCCGCCUUUAAGGUGUGCAUACAUGCGCGCGAUUGGUUGGCAGGCGCGUUCAUAACCGAGCAAAUUAUCGACUCAGUAGAGGAUUCACGUCGCACAAUCAUUGUUUUAUCGGAGAGUUUUAUAGCGUCGCAUUGGGCGCGCAUGGAGUUUCGUAUGGCGCAUCAAAGCGCGCUCAAUGAGGGACGCUCGCGCAUCAUUCUAGUGAUCUAUGGCGAUUUAGUGAAUAUUGAGUUGUUGGAUCAGGAGUUGCGCGCUUAUUUGAAAAUGAAUACUUACCUGAAAUGGGGAGAGCCGUGGUUUUGGGAGAAGUUACGUUAUGCCAUGCCACAUCCAACGCGCGUUUGGACUAGAUCAGCGCGUGUAAGGCAGGCUGACGAGAUUCCUCUACACGAUUUUCCGCCAAGCGCGUAAACAAUGUGCACGCUUUGUUGUGUUAUAUUUACAAAGUUGAUGUUCAUUGACAGUUGAAAGGUGUUAUGUUAUAAUGAGUGUUUGGUAGUGUGGAGGAAAAAUAAAUUAUUUAAAAAUACAAAAAUAAAAAGUUUUAAAUUAUAUAC
Messenger RNA from Bactrocera oleae (olive fruit fly), 2471 nucleotides. Its product is annotated as toll-like receptor Tollo. The record is from RefSeq and is a predicted model, not a curated record. Gene Ontology annotation, biological process: inflammatory response; toll-like receptor signaling pathway; immune response. Gene Ontology annotation, cellular component: plasma membrane. NCBI's taxonomy places the organism in Eukaryota, Metazoa, Arthropoda, Insecta, Diptera, Tephritidae. Gene Ontology annotation, molecular function: transmembrane signaling receptor activity; protein binding.